Messenger RNA from Procambarus clarkii (red swamp crayfish), 2738 nucleotides. It is a transcript of the gene RPA1, whose product is annotated as replication protein A 70. Gene Ontology annotation, molecular function: damaged DNA binding; single-stranded telomeric DNA binding. Lineage: Eukaryota; Metazoa; Arthropoda; Malacostraca; Decapoda; Cambaridae. The record is from RefSeq and is a predicted model, not a curated record. Gene Ontology annotation, cellular component: nucleus; DNA replication factor A complex. Gene Ontology annotation, biological process: telomere maintenance via telomerase; DNA replication; nucleotide-excision repair.
GUGAAGUGUGCAGCAGCUGAGAGUAAGACGCAGCCAGCCUACGCUCUGCCCUCCCCGACCAGCUCCCGCCAAAAGGUGUUUUGAGAGUGGUGAGGUCUGGUGAGGCUUCCCUGUACUGCACCUCCAGCCCUCCUCUCUCUCUCUCCCUCCACACGCCACACUGCCCGUAACCAUGACUGGCUUAAGCACAGGAGUGAUCGCCGACAUAAUUGAGGGGGCUCAUCCAGAGAACCCAGUUCUUCAGAUUUUGACCAUGAAGCGCAUUCCUAGUGGUGCUCAAGAGCGUUACCGCCUGCUGGUGUCGGAUGGCCAGUGGUCAAGCAGCUUUGCUAUGCUAGCCACACAGCUCAACAGCAAGGUUGCCACUGGAGAGAUUUCCAAUAACUGCAUAAUACAGAUGAACCGUUAUGUUUGUAAUACUGUUCAGGAUAACAAGAAGGUGCUGAUCAUUCUUGAUUUAACGGUGCAACAAUCUGGUGAAGACGUGGGCAUCAAACUGGGAGAACCAGUGAGUUAUGAUCCUAACAAAAGCAGAGCUCAACAGCAGCCGCAGCAGCCUUCUCGACCAAUGCCUUCCAUGGCAGCCACUAGUGCCCCUUCACCACGUAAUCCCCUAGGACAGCGCAACACACCAAACCUAGGGGUGUCCCCUGCAAAAACUCCAUCUGGUGGAAAUGUUCAUCCAAUUGCUUCUCUUACUCCAUACCAAAAUAAGUGGACCAUAUGUGCUCGAGUUAGUAACAAGUCAGCCAUUCGAACAUGGUCCAACUCAAGGGGUGAAGGUAAACUUUUCUCAAUGGAUCUUCUCGAUGAAUCUGGAGAAAUUCGUGCAACAGCUUUUAAUGAACAAGUGGACAAAUUCUUUGAUUUGAUCGAGAUAAAUAAAGUUUACUUCAUUACAAGUGCCACCCUCAAAUCUGCUAACAAACAGUACUCAAACCUCAACAAUGAUUAUGAAAUGUCUUUCAAUAAGAUGACUGAGAUAACACCCUGUCAUGAAGUAACGGCAAUCCCAGCUAUGCAGUUCAACUUUGUUCCUUUGGAUCAGCUUGAGAGUUUAGAAAAAGAUAAUAUUUUGGAUGUUAUUGGAGUGUGCAAGGAAACAAUGGAAUUAAGCACUAUCCAGCAGAGAACAACCGGCCGUGAACUAAAGAAGAGGGACAUACAGCUUGUAGAUGACACAAAUAGAGAAGUACGUUUGACGUUGUGGGGAACUACAGCAGAAAGCUUUGAUGGUUCCCAGCAACCUAUUCUAGCUGUGAAGGGAGCCAGAUUGUCGGAUUUCAAUGGACGUUCUCUGUCACUGUUAUCGUCAUCUUCAUUUCAGAUUAACCCUGACAUUCGGGAAGCUCACAAGUUGAGGGGAUGGUUUGACAAUGGUGGAAAUAAUUCUGAGACAAUUAAUCUUUCCAACCAAAGAAGUACAGGAGGUAUGGGUACCAACUUCAAAGUAUUUUCUGAAGCCAAGCUUGAAAAUUUGGGAAGUGCUGCUGAUGUUGCUGACUAUUACACAAAUAAAGCAACUAUUGUUUUAAUGAAAAAGGAAAAUUCCCUCUAUACUGCUUGCCCCACCGAGUCAUGCAAUAAGAAGGUUAUUGACAUGAACAAUGGCAUGUACAGGUGUGAGAAGUGCAACAGAGAGUUUGAUACAUUCUCCUGGCGACUUUUGCUUCAAGCCAACGUUGCAGACUUCACAGACAAUCAGUGGGUAACAGUGUUCCAAGAUCAGGCUGAAACUCUGCUUGGAGUUACAGCCCAAGAACUGGGUUCCAUGAGAGAAAAUAAUCCUGAAGGUUACCAGAAUGUCUUCACUGCAGCUGCAUUCCAGAGUUAUAAUUUUAAGUUCCGUGUCAAGAUGGAAACAUACAAUGACGAGAGCCGUUUGAAGUGUACAGUAGUUGCGUGCACACCGUUGGAUCCAAAAGAAUACAAUCGUCGUCUAAUUUCAGAAAUAAAACAAAUGUCGGGUCAAGCUUAAAACAGAUGGCCUCUUAAUAUAAGUAUUUUCAUAAAUAUUAAGAAGUAAUGUAAGGUCUUGUGUUUUUUAUUUUUUUUUAUAAAUAUCUCAUAUUUCAACAUUUAAAUCAUAUGUACAGAUAUAUAUAUAUAUAAAUUAUGAUUAUCUGAUACUUUCUGGUAGAAAAUUUGUCAGUACACUUGUAUCAUGGUGUUGUGGAAUCUAUUGUAACUUAGAAUAUUAAUUAAUAUAAAUGGCUUAUUUAAUCAUCUCUCCAGUGUGAGGUUAAUUGGUAAGUUAUGUAAAACAUUUUUCAUUUGUUAGCGUCAGUUUUCUAGUUACACCUUCCUGCAUUCUGGUGAAUAUUUAAAUGCAUAUGCAGUGAAUGGUAUUUUAUAUUAACUAGAAAUUGUAUGCAAUGGGAGAAUUGACCAAAGCCUUUGUUUGUGAAUGGUAGUAUGCUGGAGGGAUUGAGUCCAGCCAUUCAUUUUGCACUUUACCAUUUGGCCCACUAGGUUUAGAAAUGGUCUUUUUGUUUUUUUUUUACUAGCUAGUUUAAUAUGAAUGUAAUAUUUGAUUUUCUAAAUACUGUAUACAUGUUACUAUCAGUGUACUGUAUGUAGAAUAUUGUAUUAAACUUUUUUGUAUAAAUUUUUAAAUUACUAAAAGCUAAUCGGUCUCAUAAGUUAUUUGGUAUAACUUCUCAAAGAUUUCAAUAAAUUGUAUUUUUAUUUUUAACCUGUGUUGUUAAUUUUGAUGAUCCAAUAUAUAUAAUACUGUA